Messenger RNA from Falco peregrinus (peregrine falcon), 1734 nucleotides. It is a transcript of the gene ASB18, whose product is annotated as ankyrin repeat and SOCS box containing 18. NCBI's taxonomy places the organism in Eukaryota, Metazoa, Chordata, Aves, Falconiformes, Falconidae. The coding region runs from base 7 to 1314 and encodes 435 amino acids. Gene Ontology annotation, cellular component: nucleus. Gene Ontology annotation, molecular function: transcription cis-regulatory region binding; protein binding. The transcript is spliced from 5 exons. The record is from RefSeq and is a predicted model, not a curated record. Gene Ontology annotation, biological process: intracellular signal transduction; positive regulation of transcription by RNA polymerase II.
ACUGGAAUGGGCGAGUUACCAGGACCUGUAACAGAAAAGCUACAGAUUUCCCCCAAAUUGGAUUUGGAGCAUCCUCUGACGGCUCACGCUCCGUCCACCAAGUAUUACACAGCCCUGGUCACCGGAGACCUGAGAAGCCUCGAGGUCCUGACUGACCGAUACUAUCAAGAUGUCAACCUGGUUUUUGAGAUCAGUAAAAAUGAGCUGGAGUGGCAAGUGAAAAGUCAAGCAUCUUAUGGACUCUCAGGGCUGUGGUCGCUGGAGUACAAGCAGGAGCUGACCACCCCACUGUGCCUCGCCGCCCGUGGGGGCCAUGCCGCCUGCCUGCGCCACCUCCUCCGCCGACGGGCCAACCCCGACCUGGCACCGGGGGGGCGCGCACCCCUGCACGAAGCCUGCCUGGGGGGGCACGUCGACUGCGUCGAGCUGCUGCUGGAACACAAGGCUGACCCCAACCUGCUGAGUGACGAGGGUCUGGCCCCGCUGCACCUCUGCACCACCCAAGACUCCCUAAGAUGCGCCAAGCUCCUGCUGAGACACGGGGCCACCGUCGACCUGCCGAGCGAGGAUGGGGGGGAGACGGCUCUGCACAUGGCGGCCAGGCACUGCCUCUGCGACCAUGCCCACCUCUAUCUGCGGCACGGGGCGCGCGUUGACGCACGCAGCGCACGGGAGGAGACAGCCCUGGGCAUCCUCUGUGGGCGGGCACCAGGUGCCGGAGAGGGCUGCCUGAAGCUUUGCCAGCUGUUGGCUGCCCACGGCGCAGACAUCAAUGCCCGGGAUGAGAUGUGGAGAAGCCCCUUGCACAAAGCGUGCGGGGCCUCCAACGCCAGCCUGGCGUGCUUCCUCCUGCGGCACGGGGCUGAUGUCAACGCCAUUGACUACGGCGGCAUCUCCCCGCUGGGCUGCACGCUGCAGAGCUCUGCCUUCAAGAGGGAGCUGCAGCCCCACCUCACCGUCCAGCUGCUGCUCAACUACGGCUCCCAGAAGAUAUGGCCCCCUGCCUUCGUCAAGGUGCUGAAGUCCUGUGCGGCUGUGCCAGAGAUCAUCGAAGUCCUCUUCAAUUCCUACCCACAAAUCCCUGUCUCCGAGAAGUGGGCUGAGGCUGUGCCGGAGGAGGUGUUUCAGCAGCACCAGCUAUUCUAUGAGUCCUUUUUCCGGCUGGCAGGCACAGUCCGGUGCCUGCAACAUUUAUGCCGCUCCGCUAUUCGGAAAAAGUUUGGGAGCAAAUGCCAUUGCCUUAUCCCCUUGCUGCCUGUGCCCAAGCCUUUGCGUGAUUACCUGCUGCUGGAGCCCGAAGGAAUCGUGCUUUGAAGGGCCAAGAGGAGCCGACUGAGGUCUACCAUCCACCCCUGCCUUACCUUACCUCGUCCUCCCUCGGUGUAGCGCAGCAGCAUCCAUUUCUGUCAGCCGAGCGAGGGAGCACUGGUUUUCAUGAUAGAUGGUUGUUUUUCAGGGAUUUAUAACGUAACUAAAAUGUGCUUUCGGCUGUAACUUUGUAUAGAUUUUUUUCUAAUUGUGCUUUAAAUAGAUUAUAAAGAGUAAUAAAAUGAUUAGUAGCUGUUACAAGCAUGCUGCAGAUAUGAAUAAUACUCAUUAUAAAGGAUCUUGACAAAGCAGCGGGGCUCCUCAGGUGUGCAAAGGAAAGCACGCACAGCAGAUGAUGACUAAAAUCAGCCCACGUGGGCAUCAGAUCCCCUUGGAUAAAUCUCCCCUGUGAGUGGCACAAGCAGA